CUUCAACAAGUGGUUCUAAAUGGCGACUUGCCAUGUUCCAAAGAAGAGGCGGCAGUUCUGGCAGGAAUCCAGCUUCGAAUAGAAGAAACGUGGCCGUCUGAAGAGAUACUGAAACCACUGAACGAAGAUGUUAAGGAUGGUUUUCCAAAAUCUCUAACCCAUAUGUCUACAAGAGGAAUGUGUACAGUAACAACAGUGGAGUCGGAGGAUCGAGAAGACCAACAUAGUAACAGGGGGCGACUUCUCUUUCACCCUCAAUCUAGUCUAACCCUCCUUAAGAUUCCAAAGAACAGUUCCAUCUUGCGGCAGUUGCUAAGUGCAAACGGCAAUAAACCAAUGACUACGAGCGCCAUCAACCUCCAGGACUGUGUUCCUCCGCUGUAUUACUCCACAAAAAAUAUGGUAAAAUCAAUAAAGGAACAGAAAAGACGAUUGUUUCACUCUCCUCUUUACGAAAGUGAAAUACAGUUGAAGAAACUUUAUAUCCAGACGUGUAAACGUUUACCUUGUUAUGGAUGUCAAAUGUUCCACGUGAAAGAACUACUGCGCGGGAAAACCAAGAAGAAGGUAGGAAGUAGGCUAAAGUAA
Messenger RNA from Limulus polyphemus (Atlantic horseshoe crab), 588 nucleotides. RefSeq lists its product as uncharacterized. The transcript is spliced from 3 exons. Gene Ontology annotation, molecular function: integrin binding. Gene Ontology annotation, cellular component: focal adhesion; plasma membrane; cytoskeleton. The annotation marks the transcript as partial. Gene Ontology annotation, biological process: cell-cell adhesion. Lineage: Eukaryota; Metazoa; Arthropoda; Merostomata; Xiphosura; Limulidae. The record is from RefSeq and is a predicted model, not a curated record.